AAACAAUCCCCCCAAGCCCAGCUUCUCCGACUCCAGGUGCAGCACGAUCGGCCACGGGCCCGAAUUUCCCCUUCACCAACUACCGGCAAACACAAGAAGAAUGCCUUACGAAUAACCACAACUCCACACAACCACAGAUCGACUGACGCAAACCUUCCUUACCUCACCUCGCUUCGAGCGCAAACCUGCAUCUCCCUCUUUCGCUGUCUUGUCUUGGCUUCCUUGCCUCCUACAGCAUCCGUCCUACGUUUACGGAUACAUCACCGCCCAACCCCAACCCUCCGUGGCACAGCACGACGUGCCAAUUAUCGACAGCGUGACAUUGUCCGGUUCAGCGUCGUCAUUCCUCACGAACCGACGACCCCAUGCGAUAGAUAGCGAUACCCGAUACACACAAACGCGCCGUAAAGCCGUGGCCACAUUUCACGACUUUGCAUCUAGGAGCACCUUCACAUCUGAUUGUUCGACACGAGCGAGUUCCGAUUUCCACCUGUCUCCGGCGCCGCCGGCAGCGAGCAGCGAACCCACCGAAGAGGGUUUGGCUCUGUCGUGUUUGGCGAGCAGCCGUCUACGUUCACACGUUUCAAGCCCAUGAUCUGCGGUCUUUUCCCGCCGACGCCCUCCUAAUUUUUAUCUCACGCGUUAUCAUCAACACCACGCUGCCCAGAGCUCGAACAACAUGGGUUUCUUGGGAGUCUACAAGGCCGUGUAUGAUUACGUGCCUCAGGCCGCAGGCGAGCUCACUAUCAAAGACGGCGAUGUCCUCUAUGUCACUGAGAAGAAUGCCGAAGACGACUGGUGGAAAGCCAAAAAGAAGGCCAGUGCCGAUGACGAAGAAGAACCAGAGGGACUUGUCCCCAAUAAUUACGUUGAAGAGGCACAACCCGUCGCCAGGGCACGCGCCUUAUUCGAAUAUACCCGACAGACUGAUGAGGAGCUUUCCUUCCCCGAGGAUGCUGUACUCGACGUUUACGACACGUCGGACCCCGACUGGAUUUUGGUUGGCCUGGAUGGCGAUUUUGGAUUCGUUCCAGCCAACUACAUUGAACUGGGCGAGGUCGAAGAGCCAGUGGCUUUGCCCUCACCCCCUCCAGCGCUGCCGUCACGUUCUAUUUCCGCCGCUACCGACACAGAGACUUACUCCGAGAGGUCUGAGUCCACUUACGCACCCAGCAGCUCCCAAGCCAAUAACCCCGCGGCAGCUCUGGCAGGCGUAAUGGCUGGCCGUUCUGCCCCUCCUCCCCGUGCCGCCACCCCUCCCAUGAUGCCGCAGUCUCCGGCUUCGGAACCAUCAGACGACGAGACGAUUAAAAGCCCUGCUCUUCCCGCUAGACCUAUUUCCCCGGCUGCACCUGCGCGUAUUCAGUCCCAGAGGUCGAUGGAUACUCAUCUGUACGACAACUCCCCAGAAAUCAUCGAAGAACCACCCUACCGCGCUCCCGGCGGGUUUCAUAUGUACAACAUCAACGAGAUGGUGUCUGUAAUGGGCAAGCGCAAAAAGAUGCCUACUACCCUCGGCAUUAACUUGGCGACAGGAAACAUCUUGAUUGCCCCAGAACGUGCGUCGGACGGUCCGUCUCAGGAGUGGACAGCGGAAAAAAUGACCCACUACUCCCGAGAGGGGAAACACGUUUUUCUGGAACUUGUGAGGCCGAGCAAGAGUGUUGACUUCCAUGCGGGCGCCAAGGAUACAGCCGAAGAGAUCGUGGGCGCCCUGGGCGAACUGGCUGGGGCCGUCAAAGCUGAAGGGCUACGCGAGGUCAUCCUGGCCGGUUCCGGAAAGACCCAGAAGAAGGGUCAAGUGCUUUAUGACUUCAUGGCCCAGGGUGACGACGAGGUGACCGUUGCCGUUGGCGACGAUGUCAUCAUUAUUGACGACUCCAAGAGUGAGGAAUGGUGGCAAGUCCGACGUGUCAAGAAUGGAAAGGAGGGCGUUGUCCCAAGCAGCUACAUCGAGGUCACAGGCUCCAUCACUCCGCCCUCCGGCACCACCGGCCUGAACGCGGCGAGGUCAACUGUCGAACAGAACCGACUGGAAGAGAUCAGAUUGACGAAAGAGGCUGUCAAGGCCGCUCAAAGAGACAGCUCACAGCAGCGGAGCAAACGAGAAAACGGACGUGGCGAAGGCGGCAGCCGUUCUGGCAAAUCCAAGCCGGAUCCUGCCAAAGUACGCACUUGGACAGACCGUUCAAAAUCCUUCAGUGUCGAUGCACAGUUCUUGGGACUUAAGGACGGCAAGAUUAACCUGCACAAGAUGAACGGUGUCAAGAUUGCAGUCCCCGUCGCCAAGAUGUCGGUCGAGGAUCUUGAGUAUGUCGAACGGGUCACGGGUAUCUCAUUGGAUGAGGACAAGCCACUAUCAAACGUUAAGAAGGCGAGGGCCUCCCAGGCCAAUACAGCCAGGGACUCGCCUUCUGCUGGACUUGGCGCCUCCGUCGGACAACCUCAGAAGCCCGAGUACGACUGGUUUCAGUUCUUCCUUUCUUGCGACGUUGCGGUGGGGUUGUGCGAACGAUAUGCCCAGGCCUUCGCUAAGGAUUCUAUGGACGAAAGCGUUCUCCCGGACGUCGACGCCUCGGUUCUUCGUAACUUGGGCCUUCGCGAGGGAGAUGUUCUCAAGGUUAUGCGAACACUGGAUCAGAAGUUCAGUCGCACAAAGAGCAGUGCCGACAAAAUCAAUGGUGAAGGUGAUGGCGCAUCUGGAGGUCUCUUCUCCGGCCCCGGCGGUGCCCUGCGGAACAACACCAGGAAGGGGAGGCCGGCCCCAGCGGUCCAGACGAGUGAUGUCGUUGACCCCAAGGCAUUUGCCGCGAAGGGCACCGGCCCCAGCGAAGACGCCAAUUCCAAGUCGCCUGCCUCCACUUCGGCAACUCCUGCGACGUCCACAGCAACUGGUGGCUUCGACGACGAUGCAUGGGACGUAAAGCCAUCAAAACAUCCACAGGAGCCGCCACGCCCUGCACCUUCAUCUGCAUCCGUAACUGCCCAAUCAACGGAACAGCCAGCCCCGGCCGCCCAAGUGCCGGCCCUCACUGGGUCUAUGCAGGAUCUGUCGCUGUUGACAAAGCCUUUGGAACCGCAACGGACAGCUCAGCCCACGGUCCUAAGCUCGGCUGUUAGCCAGCCGCCGUUGCAAGCUUCCCAGCCCGCGGGAGCCACACCGUCAUUCUUUGAUACCAUCCGACCGAACCCGACUGGCAUGCAGACACCACAGCAAACUAUGCAAAGGCAACGGCCGGCUCCGCCUCUUGCCACCACGAGUCCUGGCUCUCUGAUGCCUCCUCCGCCCGCCAGACCCUUGUCGGCGCCUCAGUCGGCCCAGCCGAGCGCUUUUGCGCCCCCACCCUUAAUGCCUCAGAUGACUGGCGUCUCCUCUCAAGCAUUCCAGACGCAGGUCGCACCACCAGGGCAGAGCCUCAACGACAUCAGUCAGGCGCGGUUGCAGCAACAGUAUACUUUGCAGCAACAUCAGAUCCCUCAGCAGCAGAUGAAUCCCUACCCUAUCCCUCAGCAGCAACCUGUUCCGGGGGUCAUGGGCUUCAACCCCGGCAUGCAGCAGACUGGUGGGCAGUUCAUGCAGCAAAUGCAGCCAAUGAUAACGGGUGCGCCUACACAAAGCCCUUUCGCUGAUCCCCAGCGACAAAACCAAUUCUCUCCGAUGGAAUCACAGCCUACGGGCUUCCCGGGACAAUUUGGUGCGAUGCAGGGCUUCAACCAACAACCAACUGGCAACAUCAACUCUUACUUGCCUCCCGCGAUGGAGCCGCAAAGAACUGGCAUGCCGGGGUUCCAGCCUCAGCAAACUGGUAUGAGUGGCUUUACCAACAUGGCCAGCGCUGGCUCUAUGCAGCCUUCAACCCAGCCCCUGAUGCCGCAGCAGACAGGCCCUCCUCCGCCGGUCCGGUUCGGUGUCACGGGAGAUGCAAAGAAGUUGAUGCCGCAGGCAACGGGGCGGCGGGCCAAUCUCUCCCAAGCAACUCCCAACAACCCUUUCGGUUUCUAGUCGUGAAUGUUUCCACGUACAGAUGGCGCGUAUGUCACAGAUCGAAGCGAGCGAAUACAUCGGCUGUGUUUUUCUACUUUCCUGGACACACUACUGUAUGACUUAGGUGUACUGUAGACAUCCUCGCUGCCAUCGCAACAGUCUAAACGCAUUAGAUGUACUUAAUACUAUUCAGCAAGAACGUUAAUAGAUCUUUGAUGGACGUACGGUCAUCAGUAACCUACUUAACCCACGACCUGAUGCAGUAUAUACCAGUCUAUCGUGUGCCCCUUUUCUUCCUUCC
Messenger RNA from Colletotrichum destructivum, 4286 nucleotides. RefSeq names its product Putative SH3 domain, SLA1 domain 1, SHD1, sterile alpha motif/pointed domain superfamily. The record is from RefSeq and is a predicted model, not a curated record. The transcript is spliced from 6 exons. Gene Ontology annotation, molecular function: cytoskeletal protein binding; protein-macromolecule adaptor activity; identical protein binding. Bases 680 to 4003 code for a protein of 1107 amino acids. Lineage: Eukaryota; Fungi; Ascomycota; Sordariomycetes; Glomerellales; Glomerellaceae.